AUUUACGUAUUCCAACAUAAAAGGAAUAGCCGACAUGCACGCUUGCAAUUGCCCCAUCUGUAAAGUGUUGAAAUUCUUCUUUUCUUCUCUUCUCCUCUCUCUCUCUCUCUCUCUCUCUAGGGUUCCCUUGCUUCUCUCUCCUUUCUCCUCUUUCCCGCUCGCUACCGUCGAUCACCGGAAUCCUAUUUUCCGACCAUAUUCACCGAUUCUCCUUCCAAGUCAUUCUGUUUCAAAUCGGAGCUGUAGUAACCUAGCUUCGGUAUUGGAACGGAAAGGAAGGGAAUAUGGCAAGUCAAACUAACCUCUCACGAAAGAGUAUUUCGUCUUCGAAGAAACCCUCUGAAUCAGGAGCGCUUCACUCUAAUGCUCGAAAAUCUAUUUCGUCUUCGCGACCCAUGGUAUUAACAGGUGAGCGAACAGUGAAAUCAUUGCGACUUACAAAGGCCCUGACUGUACCUGAAACAACAACUGUCUAUGAAGCUUGCCGUCGGAUGGCUGCCCGCAGAGUGGAUGCUUUAUUACUAACUGAUUCUAAUGCUUUGCUCUGCGGAAUCCUCACAGACAAGGAUAUUGCAACAAGAGUUAUUGCCAAAGAGGUUAAUCUUGAAGAUACACCUGUUUCCAAAGUUAUGACAAGGAAUCCGGUAUUUGUCCUUUCUGAAACUCUUGCUGUGGAAGCCCUCCAAAAAAUGGUGCAAGGGAAAUUCAGACAUUUACCUGUGGUGGAGAAUGGAGAAGUUUUGGCUUUACUUGACAUAGCAAAGUGUUUGUAUGAUGCUAUUGCCCGUAUGGAAAGGGCAGCGGAGAAAGGAAAAGCAAUUGCAGCAGCCGUUGAAGGAGUUGAAAAACAUUGGGGAACAUCUGGUUCUGAGUCCAAUACAUCAUUCAUUGAGACUCUUAGGGAGCAGAUAUUCAAGCCAUCACUGUCUACAAUCAUUCCUGAGAAUUCAAAGCUUGUAACAGUUUCACCAACAGACUCAGUUCUGACAACAACAAAGAAGAUGGUUGAACACCGCACAAGUUGUGCUGUUGUGGCAGUUGACAGUAAACCCCGUGGCAUCUUUACUUCAAAGGAUAUCUUGAUGCGGGUAAUUGCACAAAAUCUUCCUCCAGAGUCAACUCCUGUGGAGAAGGUCAUGACUCCAAAUCCAGAAUGCGUAGUAAUUGAUACACCAAUUGUUGAUGCACUUCACACUAUGCAUGAUGGAAAAUUUUUGCAUCUUCCUGUGGUUGAUAGAGAUGGCAGUGUAGUUGCUGUGGUUGAUGUGAUUCAUGUCACUCAUGCUGCUGUGGCGACAGUAAGUCAGGUUGGGAACAAUGAAGCUGCUACCACCUUGAUGCAAAGAUUUUGGGAUUCAGCCAUGGCCCUAAAUCCAAAUGAUGAUGACGAUGAUACACGAAGUGACAGUUCCUUGAAAGUGGCUUCUGAGGGAGGAGAAACAGGGAGAUCCAUUCCAUAUCUUACAUCAAGCAUGCCCAAUACAUUUUCCUUCAAAAUACAAGAUAAGAAGGGCAGAAUGCAUAGAUUUACGUGUGAUACCCGGAGCAUGACUGACGUUAUGACUUCAAUCCUUCAGAGACUUGGUGAUGAUAUUGACCCUACCAACCUUCCCCAAAUUCUGUACGAAGACGAAGAUCAUGAUAAAGUUGUAUUGGCUUCAGACAGUGAUCUUGCAGCAGCUGUGGAUCACGCAAGGACAGCUGGUUUGAAGGGAUUGAAAUUGCAUUUAGACUCCGUAGGAGCCGCUGGUAAAGCGAGAGGUUCUCGUUCCGGAAAUUAUGCUACUUCAGAUGCAUGGGCCUCAGCAUAUAGUGCCGUUGCUGCAGGAGCUGCACUUGUUGCUGGCUUAGGCUUACUAACGUACUUGAAGCGAGUUUGAUUAGAGGAAGAAGCCAGACUUUUUUAGUUUAGAGGCCAAGCUGAAGUCAAUUGAAAUUUUGGAGGGCACCGCUUGGCAUGUUUAUCUUCUGAAAUUUUUUACAACUACAUUUAUAUAUACGAGGAAAAUGUUAAAAAGCAUUUUAGCGUUUUGGUAUUGCGCUUUCUGAAAAUUGGGAUGGGGUCAUCCCUCGCUGCUUGUAAUUUUAGGUUUUGCAGUGUCAUCAACCCUGGAGAUUGUGUACAAGAACAAACGGCAUAUAGCAAAGUUGCUAUCCAUUUUUUCCAGAAAUUAUAGCUCAUAAAUCAAUUGAUCAGGAUUGAGCUCAUCGGGAAUAAUGAUUUUUGUGAUGAUGAUGUUUGUAAUUUAUCAAUAAAAAUUUGAGUAAUUUGCAG
Molecule: messenger RNA, 2275 nt
Organism: Abrus precatorius (Indian licorice)
Lineage: Eukaryota; Viridiplantae; Streptophyta; Magnoliopsida; Fabales; Fabaceae
Product: CBS domain-containing protein CBSCBSPB1
Exons: 15
Coding region: 285-1880 (531 amino acids)
Molecular function (GO): protein binding
Source: RefSeq, a predicted model, not a curated record